Schistosoma intercalatum is the source of this 1106-nucleotide messenger RNA. Lineage: Eukaryota; Metazoa; Platyhelminthes; Trematoda; Strigeidida; Schistosomatidae. The record is from the annotation of a GenBank genome assembly.
UACGGCGGCACUAAUUUCAAGGGUUUAUAUAAGUCGAUAGACUUCCGAUCCUUACAACUGAAGACUAGAGAUAUUGAACAUCUGAAGUUGCUCCUGAAGUUCGUGGUUGAUUUGUAGGUUGCGUGUUUUGUGUCAUCAUGGAACAAUGUGUAGCUGAUUGUCUUAACAGUGAUGACUGUGUGAUGAUUGUAUGGUCGGGCGAAGUUCAAGAGGACGUUAUGCGUGGUCUACAAGUGGCUGUUUCUACAUAUGUUAAGAAGCUGCAGUUCGAAAAUCUGGAGAAAUUCAUGGACAUUUCAACUGUAGAUAGUCAGUUUCACGAUUGUUCUGUCAUACUAUGUGGUUGGCCUAACUCGAUAGGCGUAAACAUACUCAAACUUGGCUUGCUAUCAAACCUUUUAUCCUGUUUGCGACCUGGUGGGCGAUUUUUCGGUCGUGACCUAAUUACGGGUGACUGGGAUUCUUUGAAAAAGAACCUAACUCUUUCUGGGUACAUAAAUCCUUACCAGUUGUCAUGUGAAAACCACUUAAUAUUCAGUGCCUCUGUUCCGUCCAAUUAUACGCAGGGUUCUAGUGUCAAACUUCCAUGGGCUAACAGUGAUGUCGAGGCGGCUUGGGAAAAUGUUGAUAAUACAUCUGACGCCAAUGGAAAUAUUAUAAAUACAAAUGCACUUUUGCAAAAAUCAGAUUUGAAAACUCCUUUGGCUGUCUGUGGCAAAGACCCUGUUACUGAUUCAGAUGGAAAAAAGAAACGGGCUUGUAAAAACUGUACAUGUGGCUUGGCUGAAAUUGAAGCAGCGGAAGAAGUUAAAUCUGACGUCCCAAUAUCGUCCUGUGGAAAUUGUUAUCUCGGGGAUGCUUUCCGAUGUUCUACAUGCCCUUACCGUGGGCUUCCACCAUUUAAGCCUGGCGAAAGAAUUCUAAUACCGGAUGAUGUUUUGAAAGCUGAUUUGUGACAGACGUACAUACACUUUGCAGACUAGUCUAUUGUGAAUCUCCAUAUGUCCUUACUGUUAUAACAAACCAUACUUCUUGACUUUCUCGAUGAAUUUUGUUAUAUUUAUCGUCUUCACCAAACAUUUCAAAUAGUAUAACUUCUUACUUGG